CAGCCAAUGGAACGGGCUGCUGGGGCGCUCCGACGAGUGAAACCGCGCGUCUGACUUUUUCGUUCCCCCUUGUUUACAGCAUAUAACUACUUUCUCUCCCUCGAGGGCUCUUUUUUCUUCUUCUAUCCUGAUCUCUAGAUGAGAACCUGAAAAGCAACUUUUGGCGCUGUCAGUUACUUCUAGCGGCCUUUCCACAGCGCUGGCAGCCACUAAAAAGGCUGGAGCUCUUCCCGUGCCGGACGAACGUACUGACGUCAGCCGCUACUUAGACAACUGGGACUGAACCAAUCUGCUCAUAACUUUCAACUUCCAGGACAACUUUUGCCCUUGGACCACCUGGCGCGGCUUCGUCUUGUUUACCCCUUGCAUAUCUUUAUUUGUCCUGCGGCUUGGCACGGCGGCUUCGACCAUGGCGACAACUCUUCGGAGGCGGAUUCCGCCAGAGACCAGCUCGGCCGAAACCUCCAUGGAUUCCAAGGAAGAUUCCCCGCCGACAUCCCACGUCCAUGUAAUCGAGCGAGGGCCCAAGGCGCGCAAGCGUCGCAACACCUUCAUCUUCUUGCUGGGUGGUCUCUGUGGCCUUGUUGCUGCGGGCUUCUUUGCCAAGUCAACUGAUUUGAUCGACCUACCAGAGCUCACGGAUCUCACCAUGGACAGUCUGCUCGAUGUUAUCCCGGCCGGCCUGGUCAAGGACAUGCGAGAGCUCGUUCAAGGAGAGCGCGAGGUUACUUCUUCCUAUGACUCUUUCUCUGUCGGCUUGAGAGCUCGGGCUGAAGGCCUGGAUGCUCACCACCCCAUGAUCAUGAUUCCGGGUGUCAUCUCAACGGGCCUGGAGUCCUGGGGCACGGCUAACAUCUCGAGGCCCUAUUUUCGAAAGAGGCUGUGGGGUAGCUGGACCAUGAUGAGAGCUUUGGUUCUUGACAAGGAGAUUUGGAAAAAGCACAUCAUGUUGGACAAGCGAACUGGACUUGAUCCGCCCUUGGUGAAGCUUCGUGCUGCUCAGGGCUUUGACGCAGCCGACUUUUUCAUCACAGGGUAUUGGAUUUGGAGCAAGGUCUUGGAAAACCUGGCCACUCUUGGAUACGACCCCACAAACUCGUUCACGGCCGCAUACGACUGGAGGCUUUCCUAUCCGAAUCUUGAAGUAAGAGAUCAAUACUUUACCAGGCUCAAAUCAUAUAUCGAAACUGCCGUUGCAGUUGAAGGCAGAAAAGUGGUCAUUGCCUCACACAGCAUGGGCAGCCAAGUCAUCUUUUACUUUUAUCACUGGGUUGAGUCGGAACUGGGCGGCCGUGGCGGAGGAGAUUGGGUGGAACGUCAUGUCGACUCUUGGAUCAAUAUCAGCGGCUGCAUGCUGGGUGCGGUCAAGGAUUUGACGGCCGUACUAUCCGGAGAGAUGCGCGAUACUGCACAGCUUAAUGCCUUGGCAAUCUAUGGGCUGGAAAAGUUCUUGAGCAAGGAGGAGCGAGCGGAGAUUUUCAGAGCCAUGCCGGGCAUUUCAUCGAUGCUGCCUCUUGGAGGUAACGCUGUUUGGGGAGACUUAACCGGAGCACCGGAUGACCAGCCCGACCAAGGUUUCACAUACGGAUCCUUUCUCAACUUUCGGGUUGGCUCGAAUUGGACGACUCCCGAUCGAAACUUUACCGUCGAUGCCUCCAUGGAGUAUCUUUUCAACACGACCGAGGACUGGUAUAAGGAUCAAGUUAAACGAAGCUAUUCUCAUGGCGUUGCCCAUACCUCUGCAGAGGUGGAAGCAAACGAAAAGGACCCUAGAAAAUGGGUUAAUCCCCUCGAGAGCAGACUUCCUCUGGCGCCAAAUCUCAAGAUAUACUGCUUUUAUGGUGUUGGCAAACCCACAGAGCGAUCAUAUUAUUACAAAGCGCCAGACCUACCUCUAUUGACCAACCUCAACAUUACCAUCGAUGUUGGGCUCACCGACGGUCCCAUCGAUCAUGGCGUCAUCUUAGGCGAGGGAGACGGCACUGUGAAUCUUUUGAGCGCUGGCUACAUGUGCAAUCGCGGGUGGCACAUGAAACGAUAUAACCCUGCUGGGGCCAAGGUCACAGUAGUAGAGAUGCCCCACGAGCCUGAUCGAUUCAGUCCGCGAGGCGGCCCCAAUACUGCCGACCACGUCGACAUUUUAGGAAGAGAGAAAUUAAACGAGCUGAUCUUGAGAGUCGCUGCCGGCAAAGGAGAUACCAUCACCGACUAUAUCGUUAGCAAUAUUGAGGCUUAUGCUGACAAGGUGAAGAUUUAUGAGGAGGAAGGCGGAGCCGAGAAGAAGAAGAAGAACAAAUCAUAGAAUGAUGUCGUUAAUCUGGUGUCUUGGUUUGCCUGUGCGGGAGGCUUGGUUGGGUUGGGAUGGGCAAUUUGGCGUUUGGCGUGGGGAGCUGUACAUAUGCAAAAGAGGCGGGCGGAGUGCUGGUUUCAUGAUGGAAGAAUACCCUCGAACACUGCGAAUGUAGAUAGAAUAGUAGACAAGAUAAAAUAUAGUUGAGAACUAGCCCUACAGAUAAUGUUGAGUUGUGAUGAUGUUUAAUUUGGAGUUGGAGGGUCUUGAUGGGAGAUGCCUAUGUCAGGGACAAGACAUGUCUUAUCAGGUACCGAUGCACGGAGCCAAGCGUGGAUGG
This is a messenger RNA of Trichoderma harzianum CBS 226.95, 2630 nucleotides long. RefSeq lists its product as hypothetical. NCBI's taxonomy places the organism in Eukaryota, Fungi, Ascomycota, Sordariomycetes, Hypocreales, Hypocreaceae. The coding region runs from base 410 to 2302 and encodes 630 amino acids. The record is from RefSeq and is a predicted model, not a curated record. Gene Ontology annotation, molecular function: phospholipid:diacylglycerol acyltransferase activity. Gene Ontology annotation, biological process: triglyceride biosynthetic process; lipid storage. The transcript has a single exon. Gene Ontology annotation, cellular component: cytoplasm; perinuclear endoplasmic reticulum.